CUGACAUGUGGCUUGAUUAUUCAUACAUCGACAUCAUCAGUGUAUUAAAAUUUUUUUUUUUCAUUUUCAUUUUAAUUUCAGAAACAAAACAAUCAGCAAAUCAUGUUCAAAAAAUUCGAAGAUACAAAUGUAUCGGGUGUCACACAGCUUAAAUCAAGCGUACAAAAAGGUAUUAAAAAUCGAUUGGUCGAACAAUUUCCAUAUCUAGAGAAUUAUAUUGAUGAAAUAAUACCGAAAAAAGAAAAUCUACGUAUAGUUAAAUGCCAAGAUCAUAUCGAAGUAAUUGUCAAUUCUGUUGGUGAUUAUCUAUUCUUUCGGCAACGUGAUGAUUGUUAUUAUCCGACACUUCGAUUAAUACAUAAAUAUCCAUUCAUAUGUCCAUUGAUGCAAGUGGAUGAAGGUGCCAUUACAUUCGUUUUAUCUGGUGCAAAUAUUAUGUGUCCAGGAUUAACAUCAAAAGGUGCCAUUAUGACUGAUGGAUUGCCAGCUGAAACAAUUGUUACUGUUAUGGCUGAACGUAAACAACAUGCAUUAGCUGUUGGUAAAUUGAAAAUGUCCGUCGAUGAUAUUGCCAAAAUUAAUCGUGGUGUUGCCAUUGAAAAUGUACAUUUUCUUAAUGAUGGUCUAUGGCGUCUUAAGCCAAACAAAUAAAAAUAAUGAAGAAUGAAGAA
This is a messenger RNA of Dermatophagoides farinae (American house dust mite), 671 nucleotides long. It is a transcript of the gene MCTS1, whose product is annotated as malignant T-cell-amplified sequence 1 homolog. Lineage: Eukaryota; Metazoa; Arthropoda; Arachnida; Sarcoptiformes; Pyroglyphidae. The record is from RefSeq and is a predicted model, not a curated record. Gene Ontology annotation, biological process: formation of translation preinitiation complex. Gene Ontology annotation, molecular function: RNA binding.